This is a messenger RNA of Crotalus tigris (Tiger rattlesnake), 1309 nucleotides long. Its product is annotated as cyclic nucleotide-binding domain-containing protein 2-like. The transcript has 7 exons. NCBI's taxonomy places the organism in Eukaryota, Metazoa, Chordata, Lepidosauria, Squamata, Viperidae. The annotation marks the transcript as partial. The record is from RefSeq and is a predicted model, not a curated record.
UAAUCCCUCUAUUAAUGAGGGGUCCUUGGUGCUUUCGGUGUUUGGGUUGUUUUCUUACAGAAGUUUAAUUGCCCAAACUAGGUAACACCAUCAGUGCUAGUGCUUUUCUGAUCAUCCCCGAGGACCUUCCCAGCCAAGAUUGAUAGCUGGAGGAGAAGAACCCGGUGCUGGUGUCACUUCCAAUUCCAAUCUCCAGCCAACCUGUGACUAUCAAAUGGGGAACAGAGUCCAUGUCGACCUCCAGCUCAGUCUGCCCCCUCCCGUUAUCCGGGCCAGGACCACCGACAAGCAGACAUCCAACCGAUGGAGCACCUCGGUCUAACAGGAAGGGGGAAGCGCCGCCUCGACCGUCCACCCAGCCUCCAAGUUUCCAUGGGAGUAAACGGGCAAGUCCCGCUUGAGUGCCCGUCUUUGAGCGCUUGUUUGCGCUUCCCGCCGAGAAGAGAAAGAAGAAGGCAGCUCCCUGGCCGUCCCUUUUUUCGAUCCGGGCAUGAAGCUACCUGCCCGGGGCAGCUCCGAGCGACAACGCAAGAUUGGGCAUGGACGCCUCGGGGCCCGUCGGCGGGCCGCUUCUUCUCCCGCCGUCGCCCGGAUUCCCGGCCUCCUCUCCCGCCUCUUCCCUCUCGCAGGACCAGGCUAAAGCGGCGUCGCCGGGCCGGCGCCGAUUCCGCCGAGCGGCCACCGCCGUCGCGCAUCUCUGCGGCCUGGUUUUGCGCGGGAAAAGAUAUAUUGACCAAAGUCCACUUGUGCAAUGGGCCACAUUUCAUCUGCAGAUGAAUAUCAGAGGUGAUCUUUUGUUCAGUAUCAGGGAUUAUUCUAAAGAAAAAGUUCAAAAUAAAGAUUUUGAAAGACUUAUACAUCUCUUACGUAUAUGUCCAAAUGAAAGAACACCAAAAGACAUUCUGCAGAUGCAAUUGUGCUUGAAGACAAACAGAGCUUUUCGCAGCUUCCCCAGCAAUGCACAACAGAAGCUUUGCCAAGCUUUCAUCUACCAAAAGUAUAUAGCUGGAACAGUCAUUAUGAAACAAGGACACAUGGCCACUGAAUGUUACUUAUUGUUGUCUGGCAAGCUGAAAUUUAUGAUAACUAAUGAAAAAUUUGAAAAUGGGAUUUUGGCCUCCGAAGCAUUAUAUGAACUGGAAGAAGAAGAUUUCAUAGGGGAAACCUGUCUAUUGACUAAUACGAGACGUCCUGCUUCAGUUAUUUGUAAAUCUGAUACCGAACUUCUUGUGAUUGACACAAAGGUUUUUGAAUGUGCUCUUGCCAGCAUAAGGUAUGAACAACACCAUGCAACUUGCUGCUUUUUAAG